Camellia sinensis is the source of this 723-nucleotide messenger RNA. NCBI's taxonomy places the organism in Eukaryota, Viridiplantae, Streptophyta, Magnoliopsida, Ericales, Theaceae. The record is from RefSeq and is a predicted model, not a curated record.
CUCUCUCUCUCUCUCUCGCUCUCGCUCUCUCUCUCUUUCUCUCUCUUAUCUUCUCUCUUUUCCUUCCCUCCCCUCAACCGCCUCCUCUCCUCACUUCACCCUGCAAAAACCCAUUUCCGUACACCUCCAAUAACCUCUCUACAUCCAAGUUUUUCAUAAAUUUCUCUAUCUUUUUCUCUCACUUUCUCACCAUCCAAACAUGGAUAAACUACUGAGUGUCCAUGAAAAGAAGCCAACCAAACAGACCAACAGAACCAAGAAAAAAACAAUCAAAGUUGUGUACAUCUCUAACCCCAUGAAGGUCAAUACAACAGCUUCAGAGUUCAGAGCUCUGGUUCAAGAACUCACUGGCCAAGAUGCCAAGUAUUCUGAGAUUGACUGUGUUGGAGGCAAUCAAGUGGUCUCUGAUGAGAUCAAGAUCAGUGGUGGUGAUCUUCAUGAUCAUGAUCAUGCACUGGAAGAAGUCCCAAGAUUGAUGGAACCAACUACUAGUGAUGUGGCUAAAAGCUCCGAUCUUGCUUUUGAGCAGUACGAUGAUGUUUUUAUGCGUCAGAUGAUUGAUAAUUUUUCUGGGUUUUUGCCAUCAAGCUUGUUGUUUUGAAUUUGAUGAUGAUGUUGAUGGUGAUGUGUUCACAAGCUUUGAUGCAGUGUAUAUUUUGUGGUAAGCUUUGAUCUGUUUACUUAAUUAGAAAAAUGCAAUAAAUAAAUGAAUUUUUCAUCUAA